CGGCGUCUGCGGCAACAGUGGUCAGUGCUGUCGUCCGCUGCCCUGGUUCUGCUUUUGCUGCCUAGUUUUAGUGAUCGGAGCUUUGCCAAAGCAUCGACAAUUCACCGACAUACGGCCGAUGAUAACGAUACGUCGGCAGUGGUACAGCAGGCGAAGGAUCAACAGCCACCGAACGGGAAGCAUUCCAGCUCGAACGAGAACUUUCCCCAGCCAUCGAACGGGGGUGCCCUGGCGCCGGCCUCCCUACAGGCAGCAUCGCCCCAAACGAUGACACUGACGGCGGAUAAAAAUAAAACCAAACUACUUAAAUGUCACUGCGACAUUUGCAAGGACGAAAACUUCGUGUGCGAAACGGACGGCCUUUGCUUUACCUCGCUCACGCGCGAAUCGGACGGUACACUCAAGUACUCCUACAGCUGUAAGACGAAAAAGUACGACCUGGCCGAUCGGUUGCCCCUGAGUUGUCUAACCUCAAAGGAAAAGAGUACCUCCUUCAUGAUCGAGUGUUGUGCCACUGACUUCUGCAAUAAUAACAAACUCCUAACACUGCCCGAACCAGCCCAAGAAGUUGAAAAGUGGCCAGCCGCGUUACUGGUCGUGCUGCUGUUGACUGCACUCGCGGUAACGUUAAUCGCUGUCUUCUCCGUGCUAUUCUACGGCCGUCGAAAGCGGAACAGUGGCGCACGGCAAAUACUGCCGGAAGAUUCGGUGUGCGGUGCAAGCUAUCCGAUCCUGAACGGACACACCACCAUACAGGAUUUCAUUGAGUUGACCACAUCCGGAUCUGGUUCUGCUGGAUUGCCACUGUUAGUGCAACGCUCCAUCGCUCGACAAAUACAGCUGGUUGAAGUGAUUGGCAAGGGACGCUUCGGUGAAGUGUGGCGCGGUAGAUGGCGUGGAGAGAAUGUGGCCGUGAAGAUUUUCUCCAGCCGUGAGGAAUGUUCCUGGUUCCGGGAGGCGGAAAUCUAUCAGACGAUUAUGCUGCGCCACGAAAACAUUCUUGGUUUUAUCGCUGCUGACAACAAAGAUAAUGGCACCUGGACACAGCUCUGGCUGGUAACGGACUACCACGAGAAUGGGUCCCUGUUCGACUUCCUAACUGCACGCUGCGUCGAUCCCGACACAAUGCUCGAAAUGGCAUACUCGAUAGCGACCGGACUGGCCCACCUGCACAUGGACAUUGUCGGUACGCGCGGAAAACCCGCGAUCGCUCACCGUGAUCUGAAAUCAAAGAACAUUCUGGUCAAAUCGAACCUUACCUGCUGCAUCGGUGAUCUUGGGCUGGCGGUACGUCACAUCGUCACGACCGACACGGUCGACAUACCGUCGACGCACCGCGUCGGCACCAAGCGCUACAUGGCACCGGAAGUGCUAGACGAAACGAUCAACGUGUAUCAGUUCGACUCGUUCAAGCGGGCGGACGUGUACGCGCUGGGGCUCGUACUGUGGGAGAUCGCACGACGGUGUAACGUCGACGGCAUCUACGACGAGUAUCAACUGCCUUUCUACGAUGUGGUGCAACCGGAUCCCACCAUCGAAGAGAUGCGAAAGGUAGUCUGUGUGGAUCAGCAGCGUCCGUGCAUACCGAGCCGAUGGGUUGCCUGCGACACUCUGCACGCAAUCUCGAAGGUGAUGAAGGAAUGCUGGUACCAGCAUCCGGCAGCCCGUCUGUCAGCACUCAGGAUCAAGAAAACGUUGGCGAAUCUACGUUAA
Molecule: messenger RNA, 1713 nt
Organism: Anopheles maculipalpis
Lineage: Eukaryota; Metazoa; Arthropoda; Insecta; Diptera; Culicidae
Gene: babo
Product: TGF-beta receptor type-1
Exons: 8
Coding region: 268-1713 (481 amino acids)
Biological process (GO): protein phosphorylation; cellular response to growth factor stimulus; activin receptor signaling pathway
Cellular component (GO): activin receptor complex; plasma membrane
Molecular function (GO): activin binding; ATP binding; activin receptor activity, type I
Source: RefSeq, a predicted model, not a curated record